Messenger RNA from Paramacrobiotus metropolitanus, 2024 nucleotides. Its product is annotated as lysosomal acid glucosylceramidase-like. Bases 134 to 1771 code for a protein of 545 amino acids. Gene Ontology annotation, biological process: glucosylceramide catabolic process. The record is from RefSeq and is a predicted model, not a curated record. Lineage: Eukaryota; Metazoa; Tardigrada; Eutardigrada; Parachela; Macrobiotidae. The transcript is spliced from 6 exons. Gene Ontology annotation, molecular function: glucosylceramidase activity.
UCGCAGCUAUAACCACAAGUCGCCUCCGCCGCUCAGUUCCCACUUGUUAUCAUUUUCUAAUAAUUAUUGCUGUUCCAAAGCGUCACCGGGUGGGAAUAUCAGUUACCCCAAGUUCUCGGGAGUAGCAUCGAAAAUGGCCGGGCUAUUAUUGCGUAGCUUCCUGCCCACUGUAUUCCUCUUAUUCGUCUGCGUGUUAGCAUUGGCCGGUUUAGCAACAGCUCGCCAUAAGAAGGCUGCUCAACCGUGCGUUCCCCGCAAGCUGGACGGGGACUCCGUUGUGUGCGUCUGCAAUGCAACCUACUGCGAUUCCCUGCCACCAGUGAGUCCUACGCGCGCAACCAACAACGGCUCCUACUCCCUCUACCGUUCAACGCUAGAUGGCCAAAGAUUUAACAAAACCCAGGGCAGCUUCAGCAAGAGUCACCAUCCCAGCGCCGCUUCGCUGACACUUACUAUAGCCAACACCACCCGGCAGAAUAUUCUGGGCUUUGGUGGCGCCUUCACCGACGCCGCCGGGGUGAACAUUUUGCAGCUGUCGCCUCCCGCACAGGAUAACCUUUUGUCUAGUUACUACGGGCCCAACGGAAUCGAGUACUCUAUUGGCCGCGUUAACAUGGCGGGCUGCGAUUUUUCCACCCACGUCUACACCUACGAUGACACCCCGGGUGACCUUAAAUUGGACCACUUUGCACUCACCCCGGAGGACAACAAGAUGAAGAUCCCACUGAUACAACGAGCGCAGGCUUUGACCAAGACGGCUAUCCGCGUCUUUGCUAGUCCAUGGUCCGCUCCAGGUUGGAUGAAGACCUCCGGUAACGCUUCCACAUCUGGCACCUUAAAAGGUCAAGCCGGUAGCGAUUACUCCAAAGCAUGGGCGCAGUAUUUCGUCAAAUUCAUCCAAGCCUACGAAGCUCAAAAUAUCACCAUCUGGGGCAUCACCGCCCAGAAUGAGCCCAGUGACGGCAUGAUUCCCCAUUUUCCCUUCAACGCCCUCGGCUUCACUGCCGCCACCCAACGCGACUUCAUCGCCAGUGACCUCGGACCGGCAUUGACCGCCGCCGGGCUGCGCCGCGUCAAACUGAUGAUUAUGGAUGACCAGCGCGUGCUCCUCCCCGGAUGGGCGGACACGGUGCUGUCCAAAUCUCGAAUGAAUUGGGAGAGCAAGUCGGAUGCCGCGGACUUUGUGGACGGCAUCGCUGUGCACUGGUACGCCGAUCCCAUCACGCCGGCGUCUGUGCUGAGUAAGACACACGAUCACCAUCCGGACAAGUUCAUCCUCAGCACCGAGGCCUGUGAGGGAAGUUAUCCUUGGCAAAAAAAGGUCAUCCUGGGUGAUUGGGGACGGGCGGAAUCGUAUGCGGUGGACAUCAUUGAGAACUUGCAAAACUGGGUGAGCGGAUGGACUGACUGGAAUCUGGCGCUCAACCCACAAGGUGGUCCCAACUGGGCCAACAACUUUGUCGACGCCCCCAUCAUUGUCAACAACACUGCCGACGAGCUGUACAAACAACCCAUGUUCUACGCACUGGGACACUUCAGCAAAUUCCUCUCGCCGGACGCGCAGAUUCUCACCACUGACUUGUCCGGAUGGAAUCUGGGCCAAAAGGUCAUGGCGGUGGCGGCGCAACGGCCCGACGGCGGCGUGGCGGCCGUUGUGCUGAAUCGCGGUGAUGCCGACGUACAGCUGGAGAUCCGUGAUCAGCGACUCGGUCGCGGCCGGAUAGUGGAAAAUAUUCCCAAAAGAUCCCUACAGACGUUUGUGUGGUGGUAACCUGGUGAUCCUCGUUGAAAUUAGUUGCCUGCAGCUGGAUGCUGAUUAUAGCUUUUUUAUGGUGAUGAAGAGUUUCCAUUUGUUUCUGAAAUAUGCUAUGAAUGCCGACUAUGUCGUGUAUUUUAUUUGUUCGCUGUUGUUUUUAUCAGCUUAUAUAAUUUAAUACUCGUAUGCUGCGGAUUUUUUUGUCUGUAACCACCGGCAGAAUGUACCACGAAUGCGCGAUCGCCAUUUAAGUAAACACCGCACUCGA